Rubroshorea leprosula is the source of this 2869-nucleotide messenger RNA. The record is from the annotation of a GenBank genome assembly. Lineage: Eukaryota; Viridiplantae; Streptophyta; Magnoliopsida; Malvales; Dipterocarpaceae.
UUUACAGAUUUUGUUAUUUUUUCUACAAGUUUGUCUAAUCUGUAAUUAAUUUUGUACAAAUUUUCAUACUAGAUUUAUACUUUUUUACAAACUUAGAGCAUGAUAAGGGGAGAAAAGGUCAUCUCGGAGUGGAAGCGCGGACUGAAGAAGGACUUCUGGUUUGGUGCAAUUACAUUGGCGCCGUCUGUGGGAAUCGAACCCACGACCACGUGGCUAAAAGCCACUGUUGACACCUUGGUCACUUCUGUAAUAAUUAAUAACCGUGAAGUACAACGUGUCCUUGUUGACACCGGGAGUGCACCAGACAUCAUGUACUUCCACUGUUUCGAGAGUCUGGGACUGGAUCCAGCAUUGUUGCAGAAAUAUGAUGGUCCUAUCUAUGGUUUUAACAACCAGCCUGUUCCGGUAGAAGGAGUUCUUACCCUCCAUGUGGCUUUUGGGAGUGGCAGGACCUAUGUGACCCCGUCGGUCCGGUUCCUCGUAUUCCCAACUCCUAUGGGAAUAGCAACACUGCGAGGAAACCAGGAGGUGGCCAGACAUUGUUAUAUCACCUCGGUAACACAACCCAUGAAGGGCAAAGCUCAGACACCCGAGGCCAUUCCUCAGCAAAUUCCUGAUAAUCAACAAGUUAUGGGUGUUAAGAUCGUAGAUAAUCGACCGGAAGAUGAAACCAAAGCUGCUCCGGUCGAAGAUGUUGAAGAAGUGCUCAUUGAUGACAGAGAUCCGAACAUGCCAGGAAUUCCAAAUUUAGUCUCUCAACAUAAGCUCAGCACCAAUCCAUUGAAGAAACCAGUGGCCCAGAAGCGACGUCUCUUCGGGGGUGAGAGGCUUCAGGCUAUUAAAGAAGAGGUAACGAAGCUCCUACAGGCUGGUUUUGUCAGGAAAGUUGAUUACUGUGAAUGGGUGGCUAACCCAGUUCUGGUGAAGAAGGCAAAUGGCAAAUGGAGAAUGUGCAUUGAUUACACAAAUCUUAACAAUGCCUGCCCUAAGGAUUGCUAUCCAAUGCCGAGCAUUGACAAACUAGUUGAAGCAGCUUCAGGCAAUGAGAGGUUAAGCCUCUUGGACGCAUAUUCGGGGUAUCACCAGGUGCCAAUGGCUUCAGAAGACGAAGAGAAAACCGCGUUCUAUGCUGGCGAUGAAAUUUAUUGUUAUGUCAUGAUGCCGUUUGGCUUGAAGAAUGCAGGUGCUACUUAUCAGAAAAUGGUAACCAUUGUCUUCCAUGCUCAGAUUGGCAAGAAUCUGGAGGUAUAUGUCGACGACAUUGUGGUAAAGAGCCUAAAAGCAGAAGACCAUCUCGCCGACCUUGACGAAACCUUUAACAACCUUAGAAAGAACAGGAUGCGGUUGAACCCAGCCAAAUGCAUCUUCGAAGUGGAGUAUGGAAAAUUUCUAGGUUUCAUGGUGUCCCGAAGGGGAAUUGAGGUCAAUCCAGAGAAGAUCAGAGCAAUUGCCGAGAUGGAACCACCGAAAUCAGCUGUAGAUGGAGAACUUCUUUACUUGUACUUGGGGAUUUCAGAUGAGGCCAUUAGUUCAGUUCUGGUGAGAGAAGAAACUAGACAGCAGAAACCAAUUUAUUAUAUCAGCAGCGUGCUGCAUGGAGCAGAACUGAGGUAUCCUAUAGCUGAGAAAGCAGCAUUAGCAGUCGUCACUUCGGCCAGAAAGUUGAGGCCAUAUUUCCAGUCACACCCAAUUAUAGUUCUCACCAAUCAACCUCUCAAACAGAUUCUGCAGAAACCAGAGUGCUUUGGAAGAUUAAUUAAGUGGGCAGUAGAACUGGGAGAGUUUGAGAUAACGUUUCAGCAAAGAUCGGCCAUCCGAGCUCAAGCAUUAGCAGAUUUUAUUGUCGAAUGCACUCCAUGUCCUUCAACCUCUAAUCCAGAGUCCAAUGAGUGGACCUUAUAUGUUGACGGAGCAUCUAGUAGCAAGGGUUCAGGGGCUGGUGCUCUCUUGAUUGGUCCAGAGGGAUACCGAAGCGAACAUGCCCUGAAGUUCAAUUUCGAUGCAACAAAUAACAUAGCUGAAUAUGAAGCUCUGCUACUUGGUCUACAGUUAGCAUUGGAGUUGAAAAUUAGUGCAAUUCAAAUAUACAGUGACUCCCAGUUGGUGGUAAACCAAAUUAACUCAAUCUGUGAAGUUGUUGAUCCUGUGAUGGUGAAGUACGUUGCCUGGGUGGCCGAGCUGAAGUGCAAAUUCCAGAAAUUCUGUCUGAGUAAAAUUCCCCGAACUGAGAAUGAACACGCAGAUUUACUCUCCAAGUUCGCCUCUGAUGGCCCUUUAAGUUCCAGAUCCGUUUUUGUGGAGGUCUUAGAUGAACCAAGCUUCAUGAAGCCUCGGAUAAUGGAGAUUAGCACAAACCCUGACACACCAAGCUGGACUGACUCAAUUAUCUCCUUUUUGCGAGAUGGAAUAGUACUUAAGGAAAGGCAAGAGGCAAUGAAGUUGAGGAAGAGAGCAUCUCGGUAUACACUUGUUGAUGGGGUCCUCUAUAAGAGAUCUUUUUCACUUCCUCUUCUGCGAUGCUUGAAUCCUUAUGAAGUCGAGUAUGCACUUCGGGAGGUACAUGAAGGUGUCUGUGGGAGUCACGUUGGUGCUAGAACUCUGGCUCACAAAGUCUUAAGGCAAGGAUAUUACUGGCCAAGCAUGCACAAAGAUGCUAUUCAAUUUGUUCAGAAGUGCCCGAAAUGCCAAUUCUUUGCACAUUUGACUCACCAACCUGCAGAAGAACUCACGAACCUGGUAUCACCAUGGCCAUUUGCACAUGGGUAGAAGCUCGACCAUUAUCUAGUCUUACCUCCAAGAAGGUCGAAGAUUUUUUUUUUAGUUCGAUCAUCUGCAGAUAUGGGAUCCCGAAUCAAAUUGUAGCUGAUAA